AUGUCUCACUCGCCUGAUCUCUCCGCCUCUCCUCGCUUCCAGGCCCCUCGUCCCAAGACGUAUCCCCAAUUCAUCCUGUUCGGAGACAGCAUCACCCAAGCCGCCAGCCAUGUCUUGGGCUCAUCUUUGGCGGAGUGGUAUAUGAGACGCGUGGAUGUCCUCAACCGGGGCUUCAGUGGUUAUACUGCCCCUGCCGGCUACGACAAUCUCCUGCAAUUCUUCCCGGCCGCUCCUCCGUCGUCCAGCAUCCCUCGAAUUCAGCUGAUGACCGUGUUCUUCGGCGCGAAUGAUGCCUGCCUUCCCGGGAGGCCACAGCACGUCCCGAUCGAGGAAUACAAGCAACAUUUGACAAAUAUCGUCACUUACGAAGGGAUUCAAUUACAUGAUACUAAAAUCAUUCUUAUCGUGCCAGCUCCAGUUGAUGAGUGGCAGAUGGCACCCGGCGAAAGAACCGCUGUAGCCACAGCCAAGUAUGCCACCGCCUGCCGAGAGGUAGGGCAAGCCCUUGGGCUUCCCAUACUUGAUCUGUGGACGAUCUUCAUGCUCAAAGCGGGCUGGACGGAGGGCUCAACAGAUCCGUUGAUCGGGAGCAAGUCUGCGCCUAAGAACAAGGUCUUUGAGGAGUUGUUAUCUGACGGGUUACACUUCACGCCUGCUGCAUACCGACUGGUCUUUGAUGCGCUGGUCAACGUCAUUCGAGAGAAGCUGCCAGAUGAUAUUCCAGAAAGACUACCAUCUGUAUUCCCCGACUGGAGGGCAAAGUUGGGCGUGGACAGUCGAGGAUGA
Messenger RNA from Capronia epimyces CBS 606.96, 786 nucleotides. RefSeq lists its product as uncharacterized. The transcript has a single exon. Bases 1 to 786 code for a protein of 261 amino acids. NCBI's taxonomy places the organism in Eukaryota, Fungi, Ascomycota, Eurotiomycetes, Chaetothyriales, Herpotrichiellaceae. The record is from RefSeq and is a predicted model, not a curated record.